This is a messenger RNA of Oncorhynchus kisutch (coho salmon), 3102 nucleotides long. RefSeq lists its product as uncharacterized. The record is from RefSeq and is a predicted model, not a curated record. The coding region runs from base 155 to 1360 and encodes 401 amino acids. The transcript has 3 exons. Lineage: Eukaryota; Metazoa; Chordata; Actinopteri; Salmoniformes; Salmonidae.
CCACAGUGUGCUAUUUAACAACUAGAGGAGCAAGAGGUUGAUCAAACAAGGCUUUUUUAAAUUGAUCUUUUUACCUUGGACUCUUUUUCAGUUACAAUCUACUACAAUCUGAUUGUGCUGUCGUGUAUCAUAUGUUGGUUGCUGCCCAGCAAUAAUGUCAAGGACUUUAAGACUUAAUUCGAGACUUCUGUUCCUGUGUCUGGUAUUAGCUACUGUGGAAGUCAGUAGUUCAUGUUUAUCAAGGGACAGGCGAGCAGUACACGAACAGAGAAGUUCUCUCGUAACACAGGGCCCAAGAAAAUGGAGGACUUUCAACAACCCUUACACAUUUAGCCAGAGCCAUAGUCUUGGCCCAAGCCAACCGGUCCCCAGUAGUGUCCAACCUGACCAGGCUCAGAUUGUCUUCAGCCUGAGACCGGGAGUCCAGACUGGGAGAGAAGGUUCCCCUGAUGGUGAGGAGUCUCCGCCUUCCAACAGUCAAACUAACAGAUUUUCAAGCAGCUCUGUGCCCAGUAAGACUGUCCAUUUUCGUACCUACCCUUCUAGUGGCCUAGUUAGCCCACUUGUCCCCAGAACCUGGGGUGCCUCUGGUACUUUUCAUUCAGUCUCAAACCCUAUGACCCAAAGAAGCCAUGUUACCACCAGUAGUUUGCAACCUGCCAGGGACACAUUUGGCUCCCCUGUUGUUGACGACAACCCCAUCCCCGCCCAACAGGCUGAAAACCCUUUGAGCAAGAAUGAGAGAUCCAAAUACAGGACGUUUCUGUCUUCCUACCUCUUCAGGGAAUCCCAAUCCACUUCCAGCACCUCUGAAACCACUCACAAGGGCCCUAGUGAAGGAAUGAAGACCAUUAGCAGACUUGGUGCUGCCUCUGCUACCCAAAGUGAAGGAAACUCCAGUGUUCAUGAGUCUGGAAGAUCCACACAUGUCCAAAGGGGUUAUGGCUACAUAGGCUCUCAGUUGUACCCUACAGCCAUUAAGUCUGCCAAUGGACAACAAGUGCACCCACCAACUCUGAGCCAAUCCGGUUCUUCUAAAUUAGAUGCUACCAGUGAAGCCCAACCCAGAAUUCGACCUCUUAUUAGAUUUGGCUCUUUCUGGAACACAAUGGCCCCCACUGCAACUCAACCCACCCAAAGUCCCUCUGAGCCUGCAGAGAGAGAAACUGCCCCUGACCAGUCUUUGAAAACCAGGAGUGGUUAUGUCCUUUGGAAGAAACCUGGGCUAAGCAGCUCAUCCAGUGGUCAGUACGGGUUAGCCACCGGUGGUUACAAACCUGGAAAAUCCACAAAUGUCAAUACACUCGGAGGGUUCCAAUAUCAAGAUCCCGAAAAAAACAUUGGCUCCCAUCGUGAGUGACGAUGACAUACCCUCUGUUGCUAUCAGAACUUCAGUCAACACAAACACUGCAAAGAGUCAGGGUACUGGCUGGAGAAAUAGUCAUGGUAUACCUAGGGGCAUGAUAAUGAGUUCUGUCAGUGGGUAUCCAAAUGUAUACAGAAAGUAUAGCUUUGCCCCUAGAAUUCAGGUAGCUUCCACUACAACUUCCUCUGCCCAAAGCGAUACUCUAGCCCCAAUGACAUUCAAAUCAGGUCCACGAGAAGUCCAACUUGCGUCCAUAGAAGACGACCUAGUCUCUAACAGCCUGCAUGCCUCCAGCAAUGUCCAGUCUUCAGAAGUGCAGACUACUACCACUGACAUGUCUGGCUCUACCACGAGAUCCGGUAGGCCUUGGUUUCUUAGAUCUACACCUAGCGAGGAUAACGAGGCUAAAAUCGGCCAUGUUUUCAAGGGAUCCCAAACAAUCCUACUACAAUCUCCCCAGAGUGAGAGUCUAAAACAUGUUCAGCCAACUUUUAGUCUGCCCGGCAACAAUGUUUUCCAUGACCGUUUGACUGCAGGAGAGGAUAAACCUGGUCCAACAAGCUCGGCCCCUUUCAAGCCUGAAGCUAGAUUCAACAUGUUUGGGUCUGUAAUUUACAGACUGCCCAAAGGUUCCAGAUCCAAACAGAAUGAAUGUGUUCUGGGCAUAAAGCUCCCAGGUGAAACUAGGCCCUCGGGCAGCAAUGUAUCUGCCCCUGCUGAAAUCCAGCCCACCUCCAUUACUUUGACAACAGCCAGUCAGAGCCAAAAUGUCCUCAGUAAAGAAACUUCUCAAAGCAGUGACUCAUUUCACAAAACUGUGAAUCAUUCUAGUUAUGAAGACCCCAAGUCUCACCCACGUGACUCGGACAGAAAUGAAAUGACAAGCAAUCCCUUUAGAUUCAUAUCUGGUAAACUCUCAAAAAGCCAGAAGAGCUAUGCUUUCAUGGGCUUCCAAAAACCUAUAAGCAAAGCAGGAUCAACCCAGGACAAGGAUGCUGAUCUCUUUGCACAAACAGUGCCUCCCAUCAACAAAGCGCAUCCACCCCCAGUUGUGCCCACCUCUGCCCCCAGUGUCCACCCAAGCCCUCCCAGAAUCCAAGUUCAACCAGGCCUAAGCAUCACUGAACUCACAGAGAGUCGCAAACCCACCAGCAGCGUUGUAAAGGGCAGACGUAUGAAGGUGAAUCGCGUGCAGAGCCAACAUAGUAUUUCACCUUCGAACGACAGCGCCUCCCAACCAGCUAAGCCCCAAACUAUGAGGUUCAAGGCUAUCCAAUUUGCUGAUAUCCUAGGAAGUGCCUCUUUCAGUGGAAUCCAACCCAGGGGAAGCUCCAGACACCGUGUGCAGUCAACAUCCAAUACCCCAGCAUCAGGUGAAGAUGGUGGCGCACUGGACAAAGACCAACCAACACCGAGGGUUGGGGUCACCCCAAGGUGAAGGAGGGGACCCCAAGGCCUUACCAUUCCCCAGUGCUGCUGCUCCGAGUGGGGAGGGGGAUGGGGGCAGUGUCAUAGGGGCUGUUCAAAGUGGUAGGGGACUUUUAGUAGUUUGGGAGCCAUGAGGAAAGAACUUUAACUAGUUGAGGGUGUCUGCAGGUGAUCUUUCCUUGACGUCAGUCCGGUUUGAAUUCAUGAAUAACGUGACCUGACCCCAUAGCCCUGCUCAAGUAUUUAUUCAGAACAUGGUUGUGCUUGUAAAUGUGAUAAUUUAUAAUAAAUAUUCAUACUUAAAAAAA